UUGACUUUCUUUCACAGUACAAUCGCGAUGCCUACCUUGGAUCUCUACUACAUGCCCAGCCCCGGUGCCAGUCGCGCUGUUAUCAUGACUGCCAGGGCUGUCGGUGUCGAAUUGAACAAGAAGGUUGUGGAUGUCUUUGCGGGGGAACACUUGAAUCCGGAUUUCGUGAAGAUCAAUCCACAGCACACCGUUCCCACUCUGGUGGAUGACGGAUUCGUGCUGUGGGAGUCGCGUGCCAUUCUCAUGUAUCUGGCGGAGAAGUACGGCAAGGAUGACUCUCUCUACCCCAAGGAUCCUCAAAAGCGUGCUUUGGUCAACCAGCGUCUCUACUUCGAUUUGGCCACGCUUUAUGCCGCCAUUUCCGGUUACUACUACCCGGCCUUCAGCACUGGCAAGUUCGGCACUCCAGAGGCGUUCAAGAAGCUCGAAACUGGAUUUGAAUUCCUCAACACCUUCCUGGAGGGUCAGAAAUAUGUGGCCGGCAGCAACCUAACCAUUGCUGACAUUUCCAUUCUGGCUACCAUCUCCACGAUCGAAGCAGUGGACUUCGACUUGUCGAAAUAUCCGAAUGUGGAACGGUGGUACGCAAAUGCCAAGAAAGUGACGCCCGGCUGGGAGGAGACCCGGCCAGGACUCGAUAUAAUGAGAGCCUUACUUUUGCUUUUAAUCGCGAUGCCUAAUUUGGAUCUCUACUAUCUGCCCAGUCCCGGACCCAGUCGGGCUGUGGUCAUGACUGCCAAGGCUGUCGGUGUGGAGUUGAACAAGAAGCUCCUGAACCCCAAGUUGGGAGAGCACCUGAAGCCGGAAUUCUUGAAGCUAAACCCACAGCACACCAUUCCCACCCUCGUGGACGAUGGAUUCGUCAUUUGGGAGUCGCGUGCCAUCCUCAUUUAUCUGGUGGAGCAGUACGGCAAGGAUGAUUCCCUCUACCCCAAGGAUCCCCAAAAGCAGGCCCUGAUCAACCAGCGUCUGUACUUCGAUAUGAACACCUUGUAUGAAGCCUUUGCCAGCUACUACUAUCCACUGCUCCGAACUGGCAGCUACGGCGACGCUGCAGCGUGGACGAAGGUGCAAAAUGCUUUCGAGCUGCUCAACACCUUCCUGGAGGGACAGGACUAUGUGGCUGGCGGCCAGCUAACCAUUGCGGACAUAUCCAUUCUCGCUACCAUCGCCACGAUCGAGCUGGUGGAUUUCGACUUGACGAAGUAUCCGAAUGUGGCCAAGUGGUACGCAAAUGCCAAGAAGGAGACGCCCGGCUGGGAGGAUACACUGGAAGGUUUAUUGUCCAGGAAACACUUGUUUGAUGCCAAGAAGCCAGAGUUUAAGUAGAAUUUAAGUCAUUUUAGUGUUAUAUUAAAGAAAAACUAAGCAAUAAAAGAGCGUCGCAAAAUAUAUAUGGUCCUUUUUCAAUGCAGAUAUAAA
Drosophila subobscura is the source of this 1422-nucleotide messenger RNA. RefSeq names its product glutathione S-transferase D7-like. The transcript has 2 exons. Gene Ontology annotation, biological process: glutathione metabolic process. Gene Ontology annotation, molecular function: glutathione transferase activity. Bases 28 to 1329 code for a protein of 433 amino acids. NCBI's taxonomy places the organism in Eukaryota, Metazoa, Arthropoda, Insecta, Diptera, Drosophilidae. The record is from RefSeq and is a predicted model, not a curated record.